CCGGAGUCUGCCGGUGGUCUGAGGGCCGUCGCUGAGACUCCACCAGCAGCGAGACAACGCGGCAUCGAGCACCACCCCCUCCCCUCCUCUUAACCCUCCUCAUCCUCAUCUGGCUGUUUUUGCGCUUCUGCUGCAGCGUUCAAGUUCAGGUGAGCCUCGUCACUGGCACAACAAGUCCUCUGCCCGGGACCGACCGGGAUGCUUGCUCCAUGCCGUUCAGUGGUAUGCUAUAAAUGGGCCGCGCAGGAUGUAAAGCCUCGCUAUAAGAAGCAGGAGGAUGGCGAAACCAGGCUUGUCUGCGGCGGUGCUGCUGCUCCUGCUGGGCUUCUUGUCGGUGUCCUCCGUUAAUGCCGACACCUUGCUGUCAGCUCCACUCAAUGUGACCAUCAGAGAGAUUGAGGUCAACUCCGCUAUGGUCACAUGGGAAAUCUUGGAGGGGGACCCUGUCAUCGGAUUUGCCAUCACACAACAGAAGAAGGAUGUGCGCAUGCUGAGGUUCAUCCAGGAAGUGAACACCACCACGCGCUCCUGUGCAUUGUGGGAUUUGGAUGAGGACACAGAGUACAUCGUUCACGUUCAGAGUAUAAGCAUGGGAGGCAGCAGCCCCCCCAGUGAUCCGGUUCUCUUUAGAACGCCCAAAGAAUCGGAGAAGAUGGCGUCUAAAAGCCCAGAUGAGGUGAUGAUGGAGGAGUUUGGUCAGGCUGCCCAGCUGAGGGCUGGAGAACUCAUCAUCAUUGUAGUGGUGCUCAUCAUGUGGGCAGGGGUGAUCGCCCUGUUUUGUCGUCAGUAUGACAUCAUCAAAGACAACGAGCCCAACAACAACAAGGACAAAGCCAAGAACUCCUCAGAGUGCAGUACUCCAGAGCACCCACAGGGGGGGCUACUGCGCAGCAACGUCUAAGACCAGCCCUGCAAAGCCUUGCGCAAUAACCAACUCCUUCAACCUCAGGACAGACCCUGAGACCAACAGAAAGCCAUUCUCAGACACCAUCGUUCUGAAGAACCGAUAAACCAUUAGAGGAACUCUUCAAAAACAAUGGACACCAAUCUGAACUUGCAAAAUCAAAGGCUGCAAAUGGUCAAACAGGAAACAGAAGAGGACAAAACUACAUUCACCUUUGUUGUGACCACAACUUCAGUGUAGCCUACUUUGAGUGGACAGCCAGUAUAGACACAAGACAUAAAAUGGCUGUCAAUCAAAGCACCGGAGGGAACGUACAAUCUUCCUCACAAGAACUGCUUUAUUCAUAAGUAGGCCUACUGGUUACUCCUAAUUGGUGGCAUUGAAUCCCAAGAACGGAUGAUCAAACAUGAAUGUCAUGAAUGUGUUUUUUUUUGUCUUUUACUUCUUUUGUUAUCACUGGUCAGAAAUGUAGGUUGCCACGCAAGAAUAGCUGGUCCAGGUAUCAGUCAGCACACAACUAAACAAGCUAUGCUCUGUUUUAAACCAAGGACUUUCUCUUUUUCUAUCUCUCCGUCCACAUUCCCUCCUUUCUGUCUUUGUUACAGCCCUUUGUGUAGCAGCUCAUCUGUAUCCCUUUCUUUCAGUGUCAGUGUCUCUCUAAUAAUAACAUUGCCGUUUGGUGCUCCUCCUAUUGUGAUUGUUUGAGCCCUCACAAUCCCAAUCUUUAUUACGGUAUUGUUUUGUUAUUGGGUCAGAAGUAUUGCACAUUGAGUCUUGUCUCCUGGCUUUCUCUCUCUGCGUCAUCAGUUAAGUGAUGCAUCUGUUUUUGUCUCUCCUCUCUGAACUGGAACCUUAAUUCCCUUGUCAGUUCAGGGAUAAAAUCUGACAAAUUUGUUUUACAGCGCCCCAUAUUUUUCUUAUAUGAGUUGAAUGACGCUGUCUGAGCCAUGAUUCAGACAAAGUUCAAGGAUUGACCAGGCAAUGUGUCAUCACAGCGGUGUCACAUUCCAAAUCAAAAUCUGGCAACGACUUCCAAGUUUUAAAUCCAGAAGUUUACUUCUAUGUCAAACUUUUAAAAGACUUGCAUGGCUGGAAAAUGACUGAUUUGGGUUCAAAUUGAGAUUGAUUGUUGAUAUUCAGCACCAUAUGGUGCCUGUGGUCUGCAACAGGGUGUGCAGGGAAUAAGCAUUGAGAUAUGUAGGGUAUCAUUCCUACUGUAUACACUGGUCAAAGUCUGGUUGGGUUUCCACUCUGGUUUGGCUGAAUACCAGCAGGGAUGGCAGGCAGUAGAAGCACAGAGAUGAUUGGUUACGUGGCUGAACCCUGUUUUGAAAUUCUUUGUAAGACUACAUUCAUCAUAAGCGAUCUAAGGCUGUAAUUGGGAUAGAGAAAAAAUAUGGAAAGUCCAGGUGUAAAUUCAUCACAAAUGCAAUGCAGAUUUGGUUGCCCAGCUGCCAGCACACAGUACAACUUUCAUGGACUGGCAGUACAAUUAAAAUUUACCUGAAUAUGUAAUCUAUAUGCUGAUGAUGAGAUUAUCUUUUUCUUUUAAGAAUACUGUCAUAAAAAUAAUCCGGCUACAUUGCCCGGCAGCGUAUACAACUGAAACCUGUCUCUCAUGUCUCUCAUGCAGGAUGCCAUACUAAACCAUGAAAGGUUUUGUUGUUUUACUUUCAUCCCAUUAAAGGGUUAACUGUU
Messenger RNA from Micropterus dolomieu (smallmouth bass), 2602 nucleotides. It is a transcript of the gene fndc5b, whose product is annotated as fibronectin type III domain containing 5b. Lineage: Eukaryota; Metazoa; Chordata; Actinopteri; Centrarchiformes; Centrarchidae. The transcript is spliced from 6 exons. Gene Ontology annotation, molecular function: protein binding. The coding region runs from base 278 to 901 and encodes 207 amino acids. The record is from RefSeq and is a predicted model, not a curated record.